Molecule: messenger RNA, 2088 nt
Organism: Penaeus indicus
Lineage: Eukaryota; Metazoa; Arthropoda; Malacostraca; Decapoda; Penaeidae
Exons: 5
Coding region: 1-2088 (695 amino acids)
Source: RefSeq, a predicted model, not a curated record
AUGAAGAUCUUAAAGCCCAUUUUCUAUCUCCUCCAGGAAUCUACGUGGGCGUUCUGUGGUCGCAUCUGCGUGGGCGGGCUGUGGGCGUGCUCGGGCGGCCGUAAGGAGCCUAAGGGGCCGGACGCCAUCGUUCAGCUGAGGAGGGACGUCGCUGCUCGCCUCAUCAAGGUGGCGUCGGAUCUGAGGUCAGGUCACUCGGUGUCGGUGGUGGAGGACCUGGAAGCCACGGCGGCCCUGCUCGACUCCCGCUUCAUCCCCAGGAUUCAGGGCCCCCCGCCCCCCCGGCCUGGAUUCACCCCCUCGCCUCUGCCGGGACAGUCCACCGCCCCCUCCACCACGCACGGCGACGAGAGCCCCCCCGGCUGGGACCUGUGGAAGUACCAGAAGGAGGAGGCGGGCAGGCGCAACCAAGCGGAUUCCUCCGUCAUCCCUUCCUACGCCGACGACUUCCUGCAGAAGCCUCUCCCGGGGGCGGCCGACCUGGGCAUCGACGUCGAGGGAAGCGACACCCUGCCCUCCCUCAAGAGUCAGGUCACGGUCCUCCUCGAUGGCUGUGGCUCGCCCUCCGGCCUCGUGACUCUGGUGGUGCGCCAGGCCAAGGCAGCGUGGCCGGGGAUGGGCGUGGUGGUGGGCGUGGACGAGGAGAGGCAGGGCGAGGAGGCGGACGAGAUCGAGAACCUCGCGGACGUCACCGUCAUGUUGACCGCGUGCGAGAAGUGGCGUCGAGGAGACCUGUCGGCGCUGGCGGAGUCGGCCACCACGCCCUUCGUGCUGGUGCUGGACGGCGUCACGGGCAUCACGGAGGACCUGGACCUGCUGCGCCUCCUCUCGGUGGCGAUCGGCCUUCGCAAUCUGGGCGUGGAGGUCGUGGGCGGGGCUGAGCGCGGGCGCGACGGGUCGUGGGACUACGUCUGCACGAAACUCACGACGAGGAACUACCGCCUCACGCUGCAGGACGGCUACGACUUCUCCCGGGCCGCAUGUGUCUUCUGCGACGUGACCUCUUCGUCCUUCCUGGCGUCCACCAGGGUUGUGCGGGAACUGCCCUUCGACCUGAACCUCCCCCACAGGGCGCAGGCGAUCGACUGGGCCCUGAGGCUGCAGCGGAGAGGCGUCCUGGCCAUGACCUGCCCCGACGUCAUGUUCCACAGCGGCAGGACCAUCCGGCAGCGGGAGAUCCACAGGGAGGUGGACCGGAACUGUCUGACGAAGGAGGACCGCAAGCAGGCGCGGGCGCAGGCGUGGGCCGUGAAGAGGCAGUACCGCAAGCUGGCGCAGAAGUGGGAGCUGAACGUGGUCACCUUCAGCAACGGCACGAGCAUCGAGUACACGUGCCGGGAGUUCCACUACGACUGCAACGCGUACUUCAAGGUGCGCUACUACCUGCUGCCGCCGUGCUGCCUCAAGGCCAAGAACAAGAUGUUCAACACGAUCGACAUCGUCGCCAAGGAGAACCACGUCCCGUACGAGAUCAGCUCCGGCACGCUCCUGGGCGCCGUCAAGUUCAAGGACGGCAUCCCGUGGGACUUCGACGACGACGCGCACUACCGCAACGCCGACGUCGAGAAACUGCGCAGGAACACGCAGCGCAUGAGGCGCCUCGGCCUGUCCCCGAGGUUCAGCAAGCAGGUGGGGCGCGCCAACGCGUCCAUCGUCAGCAACUACAUCACCGCCAGCAGCCUCGGGGGCUUCUCCCUUGACCUGUGGGGGGUGCAGACCAUGCCCUCCCUGGGGACCCCCGAGGUCCUGGCCAAAUUCCCCGACAACCUGGUGUGCUUCGAGCAUGGCCACGCGCCCAUGUCCAUCCGGAUGGCCAAGGCCUUGAUCCAGAACCAGACCUUGAGCACAAAGCAUGUCUCUCCGUCCUGCUACCUCAUCUCCAUGCUGCGUGUCGGGUCCAACUGGCUGCCCGGACCCUGGAACCCGGGCAAGAAGGCUCUCCACCAUUACGGCGACAACCUCUAUCGCCACGAAGCGCACUGGCGAUGGAACAACAUCGAGAGACCGGGGUGGGCGCCGUGCCCGCACCCCGGCCACCACAGCUGUCUGGACUUGCACCCUCUGGACGGCUCCAUCCCCUUCCUCUAA